Molecule: messenger RNA, 285 nt
Organism: Symbiodinium sp. CCMP2456
Lineage: Eukaryota; Dinophyceae; Suessiales; Symbiodiniaceae
Source: the annotation of a GenBank genome assembly
AUGAAGCCGCUCACGCAGCCCGCGCCCUUGGGGCAGGCGCCUCCAAGGCAGCUGCUUCCCAGCCACCGCGUCGUGCAGUCGGGCCAAGUCCAUGCCACGCGCCCGGCUGCUUGGAGCACGACGGCACCAGGCAACGUGCGAACUGCGCAGGUUCGCACCGCGGCGCCGGCGCUCAGCGCUGCUCUGCCCGAGUGCUCGGAGGAGGAAGAGGAGGAAGAUGAGAUUCCCAGCGAGUUGGAUCCAGAGCCUGGCAAUGCAACCAACUUGGCAGCGCUGCUGCCCAUC